This is a messenger RNA of Corythoichthys intestinalis (scribbled pipefish), 4337 nucleotides long. RefSeq names its product minichromosome maintenance 9 homologous recombination repair factor (gene mcm9). The record is from RefSeq and is a predicted model, not a curated record. Gene Ontology annotation, cellular component: nucleus; MCM complex. Gene Ontology annotation, biological process: double-strand break repair via homologous recombination. The transcript is spliced from 15 exons. Gene Ontology annotation, molecular function: ATP binding; single-stranded DNA binding; single-stranded DNA helicase activity. Bases 166 to 3654 code for a protein of 1162 amino acids. Lineage: Eukaryota; Metazoa; Chordata; Actinopteri; Syngnathiformes; Syngnathidae.
AAAAGUGUUCGUUGAGGCUAUGCUAACCUGUUUCUAAUUUUACUUUUAAUUAAAAACGUUUGUUCUAUUAUCAGGUGCGCUGUUAGUAUUUGGACCUUAACUCGAUUACAAUCUAAAAAGGAUGCUGUUUGAACUCUUUAAGACAAAGGUGGAUCGUUAUUCAUCAUGGCUAUAAAUGCAGAAGAGGAGGUUCUGAUUAGCCAGAUGUUUGAAGCCUAUAUCACAGAGUAUCAUCAUGGUGACAUUAUCAAGCUCAUUGCAGCCUACAGUGAUGACAGUCACCAACCUGUUGUUAUCAAUGCGAUGACAUUGUUCGAAGCCAAUAUGGAGAUUGGCGAUUAUUUUAAUGCCUAUCCCAGUGACGUCCUGACAAUAUUUGACAAAGUUUUGCAAAAAACAGCCCGAGAGUUGUCAAAAAAUGCUACUGUUAAGCAUUUGGAUGGACUACGCCCAACAGAGCAAAGAGUGAAAAACACCCUACAUGCACGUAUCACAGGACUACCAGUCUGUCCAGAACUCACCAGGGACACAAUUCCCCGGUCUAGAGAUGUUGGGCAUUUCUUGUCUGUCACUGGGACCGUCAUACGCACCAGUAUUGCCAAGGUCCUUGAAUACGGGCGUGAUUACAUGUGCGCCAAGUGUCGUCACAUUUUCAUGCUGCAGGCAGACUUUGAGCAGUUCUAUUCCUUUGUCCCACCGGUGGUCUGUCCCAAUCCUGAUGGCUGUAAUUCAUGUAAAUUCAGCUGUCUGUCUGGUGGAUCUGAGCCUGCUGCCUGUCGGGAUUACCAGGAGAUCAAAAUACAAGAGCAAGUGCAGAGGUUGUCAAUUGGCAGUAUUCCUCGUUCUAUGGUUGUGGUCCUGGAGGAUGACCUUGUAGACACUUGUAAGUCAGGAGAUGACGUGACUGUUUAUGGAGUGAUGUGCCAACGUUGGAAACCCUUUUAUGAUGGGUCUCGUUGUGAUGUUGAGCUUGUCCUCAAAGCCAACAACAUAGAAGUUAACAAUCAACAGGGUGCUGCCUCUUUACUGACCGAAGAUGUUCAAAAGGAAUUUGAAGAAUUCUGGGAACACUACAAAUAUGAUCCAAUAGCUGGCAGAAACCAGAUCUUGUUGAGUCUUUGCCCUCAAGUUUAUGGCAUGUAUGUAAUUAAACUGGCUGUUGCAAUGGUGUUAGCUGGAGGGGUGCAGAGAAUAGAUUCUUCUGGAACUAGGACCAGAGGUGAAUGUCAUAUGCUGCUUGUUGGAGACCCAGGCACAGGCAAGUCUCAGUUUUUGAAGUAUGCAGCCAAGAUGAUGCCUCGUUCUGUGCUCACAGCUGGAAUCGGUUCAACAAGCGCAGGACUUACGGUCGCAGCAGUGAAGGAUGGAGGUGAUUGGCAUCUGGAAGCAGGCGCCCUGGUACUGUCAGAUGGCGGUUUAUGCUGUAUUGAUGAAUUCAACAGCAUCAAGGAACAUGACCGCAUCAGUAUUCAUGAAGCUAUGGAGCAACAGUCCAUUAGUGUGGCCAAGGCUGGUAUGGUCUGUAAGUUGAAUACUCGUACCACCAUUCUGGCAGCUACCAAUCCAAAAGGCCAGUAUGACCCAAAUGAAUCACUGUCUGUCAACAUAGCACUGGGUAGCCCUUUACUAAGUCGAUUUGACUUGGUUCUGGUUCUGCUGGACAACAGAAAUACAGACUGGGAUCGCAUCAUCUCGUCCUUCAUUUUGGAAGAAAGAGGAUUGCCCUCUGAGAGUGCCACUCUCUGGCCCAUGGAGAAAAUGAAGGCAUAUUUCUGUGUAAUAAAGCGUUUGCAGCCGCAGGUUUCAGCAGAGGCUAAUUCCAUCUUAUCCCGGUACUAUCAGCUGCAAAGGCGAAGUGAAGGCCGCAAUGCAGCACGCACAACCAUCCGGAUGCUGGAAAGUCUGGGCAGACUGGCUGAAGCCCAUGCUAGACUCAUGUACAGAGAGACCGUCACAAUAGAGGAUGCUGUAAUGGCUGUCUCUGUAAUGGAGUGCUCUAUGCAGGGUGGUGGUUUACUUGGAAGUGUGAAUGCAGUGCUGACUUCAUUUCCUGAUGAGCCUGGUCAGCAGUAUCAGACACAGUGUCAGGUACUGUUAGAAGGCCUGAACCUGCCCGUCUUACUCCAGAAGGAGAUGGACAGACUGGCGAGGCUUGGGGGCAGCCGCACGGAGGCCUCCAGCUUUGGGCAACCAUCAGAUCACCAACAUCAAAUGCAAUCUGACAUACCAGAGGCACAGAAGAGUAUUGCUGAGCCAGAUGAUGGUUUGCAUUGGUUUGACUCCAUCACGCCUUCUCGAGCUUCACAAGAAAUUACCUCGCCUGUAUCUACAUCAACUCAGCAGGACAAUGAAAAACCACACUCUGAUUUGUCAACCAACAUCACCUCAAGAGUGAAUCACAAUCUUGAUUUAAAUACUGAUCAGUCAGUUACUGAGAAAAGAGGAAUGGUUCGGAAAAAACACCAAAAAGUUCAGGAGAAUCAAAAUGGAAUUGACGGUCAACACGCACAGCCUUUAGGGAGUGUGACUCAGAAAGUCUCGAAAAAUCUAGCAGGAAGAGUAAAGGAACAACACAGUAAAAUCCAACCAGGUGAAAAAGCAGGGAUUGGAGAAAGCGUAGUCUCUCUGAAUAAUACCAAUGACCCUGUCACCAUUUCUAAUCAAACCGACAAUAGUGGCUUGGAUAAGAGAAUUCAGGGUAGCCAAGGGUGUCGAACUUCAACUACAACCAUAAACAAAACAAUAACAGAGGAAAAUAUGCCUGUCAAGUUCUCAAACUUUACAUUUAAACCAAAGAAGAUGAGACCAUUAGUCCACCAUGAUAAUGACUCAAAUGUGAGCACAAUUACAUCACAAAGACCUAUUGAACCGAAGGUUGGCAGUAAGGACAAUAAAGACCUUCCAGAAAACGACGACGGAAAAAACAAACAAGACAAAAAGCACCAGAGUCUUAAAAGUGGAGGCGUAAGAAAACCGGUUAGCUGUGUUAGCAAGAAACCACCUUUGCGUUUUACAUCAGAAACCUCAGAUAAGAAAAAGCCAACACAAGCACAAUCAGGUGGCAACAAAUCCCCAAAUCAUGGCAGAGGGAGCACGGAUGGGAGUAAAGAGGGCUUCACACUUGUAAAACCGCCUUCAAGCUCCUUGAAAUCAACAGUCGUCCCCUCAACUCUAGCUAAACUUUCAAGAUUCUCAUUCACUGGCACAACUGAGCCCAGGCCCAAAUCAACGAAUCAUCAAAAGGAAACAAGUCCACAAGAAAUAGAUCAUGCUGAAAUCUCAAGUAGUGAUUUAGUUAAACAACCUCAAAAUUCUGUUGCACAUAGUCAGAAAUUAGAAAAAAUCCCUGAGGUAAACGUAUCAUUACGCCUAAACUCAGAGGCACAGGACCCUGAGAGGAAUGCUAGAAUAAUGCCUAAAUAUAGUAUAAAACUAACAGAACCAACGCAAGCUGGAUUGUAUGGUGUAAAACUGGUGGAAGAAAAUGUCGGCAAACUAAAAAGAAAGAGUUUUGACCUGGACCCUCCGAUUAUUGCUCCUCACGGUUCAAAAGGUAUGUUCAUCAACACACCGCUCUUUGGCUCUGGUGAUUUAAAUGAUGACAUUCUUGACACUGACUGGGACAAAGAGGUAGUAAAGAAAGCCAAACUGUAGUAUAGUACACGUUCUUGUAAGAUAUUCAGCAGUUGGCCAUUAGAUGGAAACCUUCAUCCACUGUAAAUCCUCAAUGUUCCACUCAUGCUGUUUCACACAGCCUGUGUUGCUUGGCGGGGCUUUUUUCACUUGCCUAGCAGUGUUUUUUGCUUCUGCUGUAAUUCAAUGUCUUUUACUACACGACACAAUAUUGCUGAUGUCCUGGUAUUGUACUCUUCACUUUCUAGUCACCAAAUGAAUCAAAAUAGGUAGAAGAGUAAUUAAUAUCCAAUUCGUUCUGUCAGUCUGGGUCAAUUGGUUUGAUCAUUUAAACAUUCGUAGUAUUUUGAGUUAGAUCUUUGCCCUGUAAAUGUCCAAUGUAAAUCUUAUAAUUUUCAAACAAAGAAUUGACUUUUGGAUUUACACAGUAUAGCCAAACCAUGGUGAAUUAGAGUGGAAUGACUGCACUGGGCCCUCACUGCGAAGCAAUGUUGACAGUGUUGUGCUAAUUGGAUUUGGAUAGUAAUAUUACAUCAAAAGACAUCAGCCACUGCUUUAAAAUGGCAGUAAUUAGGUCUUUCUUUAACACAGGGCGAUUGGGGAGUGGGAUUAAGAGUGCAGUAUGUAAUGUGACACACGUAGUGAAAUUCAAUGUAAAACUGAAAAUGCAAUUCAUCCCACAACUGUUGAUAGUAAUAAAUUGU